AAGGGUUAGAUGCUAUCAGUCUCACAGUAAUUUCGGUGCGGUUAAUCGCAUCAAUGUCCGUUAGUAAUGAGAGGAAACCUCAAAGCUCGCAAUGAUUUGGAGCAAGCCAUCCGAGCCCUCAACAGAAUGAAUCGUUCUUUCAGUUCCCGUCCUUUCUUCUUUGAAAUCUCUUUCUGCAGCUUUUAUGCAUAAUGCCAGUGAAAAUUACACUUAACAACAAGAGCUGAUGCCAAUUCCAAGUGGAGGUGGAGGAGGUGAACGAGGGCGGCCGCCUGUGGUGAGGCAGGGAGAGGAAUGCGGAGGGCAAGUAGAAGCUAUUCGUGGAGCAGCUUGUUUAUGUAUGCUUUCAAGCUGGAGGGAAGAGGAAGUACCGAAAUAUGCUCACCAGAAUUCGAUAUCCGGGCUAUUUCCGGUACCACUUCGAAUUCCGAUCCCUUCGGGUUUAUAGCUCGGAAUCAAAGCCACCAGCCCCAAGGCGUGACAUAUUUUGGUGGAACGAUGCCAUCAAUAGCUGCUUCAGGAGCGGCCAGGUGGAGAGAGCAUGUCAACUGUUCGAGGAAAUGCCACAUAAGAAUCUGGUUACGUGGAAUUGCAUGAUCUCUGGCUUUGUCAAGAAUUAUAAGAUGUCGGAGGCACACAGGAUUUUCGACGUGAUGCCCAGAAAGAAUGCCGUGUCAUGGUCGGUGCUGCUGACGGGGUAUGCCAGAUGUGGGAGAAUAGAAGAAGCUCGGCAUUUGUUUAACAGAAUUCCGGAAAGGAAUGUUGUUUGCUGGAAUUCGAUGAUCUCUGGAUACAUAAAUAAUGGAAAAAUUGGGAAAGCACGGGAGCUGUUUGAUGAGAUGCCAGUGAAGAACAGUGUCUCAUGGUCGAUCAUGAUUUCAGGGUAUCUCAAGAACAGACUCGUGGCUGAAGCUCGGGCUUUAUUCGAUCGGUCAUAUUUGCGCUCGACAUCUGUCUACAAUGCUCUAAUGUCAGGUUAUGUUGAAUUAGGAUGUUUCAGAGAUGCAGAGAAUUUAUUUCAUCGGAUGACUGAGAAAGAUGUCAUAACAUGGAAUACUAUGAUAACAUGCUAUUCACGAACAGGAAGGAUGGAACUUGCAGAGUGCCUUUUUGAUAAAAUGCCUGAGAAGGAUAUUAUUUCUUCGACUGCGAUGAUUUAUGGUUAUUUGCAGAAUGGAAAUGUUGAAGCUGCAAGGAAACUAUUUAAGGAAAUGCCUAAUCGUGACAUCGUGACAUGGAACACGAUGAUGGGUGGUUAUGUCCGGAAUGGAAUGCUGGAGGAUGCUUUAAGAUUGUUCAGCGAGAUGCCCGAGAGAGAUGUUGUUUCAUGGAAUACAAUUUUACAAGGUUAUGUUCAACAGAAUGAUAUGGUUGGAGCAUAUUGUUGGUUUGAGAAAAUGCCACAAGUAAGUGAAACCUCAUGGAACACGCUUAUAUCUGGAUACCGAAGUGAAGAGGCUUUGGUUUUGUAUUGCAGGAUGGUCAAAGAAGGGUUCAGGCCUGACCAAGGGACCCUGAGUGUUGUCCUUUCAGUUUGUGGCUCUCUGGUUGCUCUUGGAUGGGGAAGAAUGGUGCACCUUUAUGCAAUUAGAGCUGGUUAUGAGCAUGACACAUUGGUCAUGAGCUCAUUAAUUUGCCUGUAUUCUAGAUGUGGCUUGAUUCAUGAUGGUGUCCAAGUAUUUGAAUGCCUGCUGAAGCGGGACGCAAUUACAUGGAAUGCUAUGAUUGCAACAUAUGCUUACCAUGGGUCUGCAAUUGAAGCUUUGAAACUUUUUGAGAAAAUGAUCCAAGGUGGAUUUAAUCCAGACCAUGCAACAUUUUUGAGCCUUUUGUUAGCUUGUGCUCAUAAAGGUUUGGUUGAUGAAGGAUGCUGGUAUUUUAAGUCAAUGCAAGAGGAUUGGUCGUUAGUUCCAAAACCUGAACACUACUCCUGCAUGGUUGAUCUCCUUGGCAGAUCCGGAUUUAUUUCUCAGGCCUAUGAAUUUGCCAAUAAAAUACCAGUAGACAGUCAGACAACUGCUUGGGAAACUUUAUUAAGUGCAUGUAGAGUUCAUGGGAACUUGGAAUUUGGAGAACUUGCAGCAAAAAGAGUUUUACAUGCUCAACCUCCUGAUGGAGGAAUGUAUACUCUUUUGUCAAAUAUUUAUGCUACAAAAGGAAUGUGGGAGAAUGCAGCAAGUAUUAGAGCAUUGAUGAAAGAUUGUGGGGCGAAGAAAGAGACUGGAUGUAGUUGGAUUGAGGUGAAGGGGGAGAUGUUCUCAUUUGUAUCAAAUGAUAAAUCAAAUCAUCUGAUGGAGGAGAUAUGCCAAGAAUUAGAUAAUCUUUCAAUUAUAAUUGAGGGUUUUAGCUGAUUUUUCUUUUAACAAAAAAAUUCUUCUCCCAUACUAAUUUAUUCGAAAGUCUAAGCUGUGGAUUUAAGUAUCAUAUCUCUGGUCUCAUACCUAGCCCUUGAUCCAAGUUCUGCAUAUACUCUCUCAUGUUAUUGAAGUUGCAGUGUAAAGAAGGAUGAGUCUAACUUUUAUGAACAAUUGCUGUAAUUGGGAGUUGGGACCAAUUACUCUUCUGCUGGGAUAUGAGUUAAUAAGAUCAUGACCAUCUGAUCACAGUAUAUCAGCUGUUACUAGUAAUCCUGCUUGCUGACAACUUAGAUGAAUUUCAUCAUGGUAUGAGGUGGAUUUUUUUUUUUUGGCAAUAACUAGUAUUCCCAAA
Molecule: messenger RNA, 2709 nt
Organism: Elaeis guineensis (African oil palm)
Lineage: Eukaryota; Viridiplantae; Streptophyta; Magnoliopsida; Arecales; Arecaceae
Biological process (GO): RNA modification
Molecular function (GO): RNA binding; protein binding
Source: RefSeq, a predicted model, not a curated record